GUGCUGGAAGGUCGUCAACAGGAAAAGAAGAAACUCUUAGAAGCAGUGAAGAAGCAUCGUAAAGGGAUGAAAUCGCAGUUGGAAGAUAUGUUGAAUAAUGCGAAACGACUGCAGCGGGAUGAGGAGGUUUCAGUUGUCGUGUUUAUUUUUGUGUUGGAACGGUUGUGUGCGAUAUGGAACGAUUAG
Messenger RNA from Anisakis simplex (herring worm), 186 nucleotides. The record is from the annotation of a GenBank genome assembly. NCBI's taxonomy places the organism in Eukaryota, Metazoa, Nematoda, Chromadorea, Rhabditida, Anisakidae.